AGUUCCUUGACGCUUCGGUAUCCCAGCGGUUCUCGACACAAUGUCACAGAUACCGAGACCGAACAGCAGCGCUGCGUCUCGCCUAAGCACGCUCCCUUCGCAGAAACCUCGCCAGCUUUCCCAUCUACACUCGCAGCUGGCGCAACUCACAGCCCAUGUAUCGGACCUGGAGAACUUGCUGAGAAUGACGGCUGUCCAGGCCGAUGCCAUGAGAGGCCUUGGCGGUUAUGCCGGCGCGAUGUUUAUGGCUGCCAGCAAGGUCUUGGGGGAGGAGACAGUCAAUGGCGCAAGCCCAGCCGCUGCUCAAACUUCGAACGACGUACAGCGUAGUCGCAACUCGGAAUGAUCUUUCCGAUCACUCAGUCACAACUAAAGGCGGUGGCUCAAGUUUGAGAACCCGGCGAUAGAGCGUUUCAAAGGCCUGGUGGGCGCAUGCGGGUGAAAAAUUCAUGAAGGCUUGAGGCACUUCUCUUUUCAAGCACCACCCGCCCAAUUUGAACAAACGCUAAGACGGAUCGACCUGCAUGUGGCCUAAGGGAUGAGGCGCAACGUUCUGAACCUUGGCCAAGAGAAAGAGGGGAUUGCAGAGAUCGUUGCUGAGGAAUGGGAGUGCGCCACGAUUGAUGGCCUGGGGUCAAGCUAAACUUGGGAUUCAUCAAACAGGCGAAGACUAGAGAAACUUUCGGAUCAGGUUGCGAGAUAGAUAAAACGACGGAACCCGUGUCGCUUUGGUCGAUGAAGUCUCUGCGUCUUGGACAAACCGGGGCACUCUGAGAGAAGCUGUGGUCGCUCUCGGCUCUCUCAGCCAAUCGCACGUAUACUCAACACGAUCUCUCACAUGCAGCCGAAGGCAGGGGACCGUCUAUUUGUUCUGUUUGGCAUCUGUACGAGGGAUCUGGAAUUCUAGAAGCCUUCCUGGAGUGGCAGCGUCUCUGCUGCUCGUCCCUUUCAGAUAUAAGCUGUAAAGUAUUAUCUAAGACGUCCCAAAUGUCACCAUUUUUGCA
Verruconis gallopava is the source of this 1004-nucleotide messenger RNA. RefSeq lists its product as uncharacterized. Gene Ontology annotation, biological process: attachment of spindle microtubules to kinetochore. Lineage: Eukaryota; Fungi; Ascomycota; Dothideomycetes; Venturiales; Sympoventuriaceae. Bases 41 to 346 code for a protein of 101 amino acids. Gene Ontology annotation, cellular component: DASH complex. The transcript has 2 exons. The record is from RefSeq and is a predicted model, not a curated record.